CGUUCGUUACCUCUUCUUUCUAUAUUAUUGCUAAUUUUGACUUAAAUGGCGAAAAAGCCGAACGUCAGUGGGUUCAAGCCUAUUUGCUGUGACGUGAAUUCUAGGAGACACCUGCAGUACAUUGCGUUUGGGUUCUUGUUUUUAUGAUGGAACUACAAUGAAUGGUUGAACGCUGUCAUUACACUAUUAUUCGUGAAUACGAAUAUGGCUUUCAAUGAAUGCUCAUUUAUAUAAUUCUCAAUUCUGCGAAUUGUGGACUAUUCCUGCUUUGCUGAGUAUUCUAAUUCAUCUAGAGAUCGUUGAUCUGUUGGUUUCUGCUAAGUCACUAUGUGAUAUACUACCGCAUUUCUGCUAACCUGAUGCUUACGGCUGCUCGAAGCACUCCAAAAAAUGGACCGACACGAUCAUCUGUUCUAACCAUCUUCUGUGAACGCAUAUGUUUUGAUAUUGCUCUGCUAACAGACAUCGCUACUCUAUGCAUAGCUCCAAUCCGGAAAGUCUGUGCGCCCGUCAUCACUCUCACUUGCAACGGCCUCCAUCGCUUUUGGCGGAUCUCAAGAAGACGUCAAGAAAGUUGGAGCUUCAUGUAG
Messenger RNA from Cylicocyclus nassatus, 590 nucleotides. Lineage: Eukaryota; Metazoa; Nematoda; Chromadorea; Rhabditida; Strongylidae. The record is from the annotation of a GenBank genome assembly.